Thamnophis sirtalis is the source of this 286-nucleotide messenger RNA. NCBI's taxonomy places the organism in Eukaryota, Metazoa, Chordata, Lepidosauria, Squamata, Natricidae. The record is from RefSeq and is a predicted model, not a curated record.
UGAAUGUAACAGCAAUAGGGAUUCAGUCCUUUCUUAUACCAGUGUCCGGAGUAACAGCUCUUACUUAGGCAGUGAUGAAAUGGGAUCAGGUGAUGAACUUCCCAGUGAUAUGAGAAUUCCCUCAGACAAACAAGACAAGCUUCAUGGCUGCCUUGAGCAUCUUUUUAACCAGGUGGAUGCUAUCAAUGUCCUUCUCAAAGGACCAGUAAUAAGCAAAGCUUUUGAAGAAACCAAACAUUUCCCAAUAGAUCACACUUUGCAAGUGUACCAGCAACGCAAUGAUUAA